UUCACUUGUCAUAAGCGUGAUCAGUCACUGACAACAUAUGCUAAAGUGUUGAAGGGCUGAAUUGGUUCACUAAUCUUUCCUCUUCAGAUUGAAAAUGUGCUUGCACACAAUGAUUCUACUGGGUUUUGUGUGGUUUAGUCUGCCACUUCUUGUGGCCCUUGCCUCACCAAGCCCUGCUUCGAAUGAUGAGAGAGUCCCCUGUCAAAUCUACAACUCUGGUCGCUCCGCAAACUGCCUUGGUCAGCAACUGGAUCAUGUUCCAUGGAAGCACCUCCCUUCCACGCUUGAAAGUAUAGAUCUCUCCUACAAUGAAAUUCAUGCCAUUCGUGUUAAUUACUUUUCUCGCCUACCUCAUCUUCGUGUCCUCGAGCUGCAGUUCAACAACAUCUCUGUGAUUGAGGACCGUGCCUUCCACAACAACCCCCUCCUGGAGCAUCUUAACAUCUUUAACAACUCCCUAGAGGAAAUCCCUGCCAACGCCUUGCAGGACCUCUUCAAUCUAAGGGAACUCCUUAUGUCGAAUAACCUUUACACCCAGGCCACAUUGUCAGCUGAUGUUUUCUCCAGAUUGACCCACCUCAAGGCCCUGUCCAUGGGCGGCCCCUUGGUCAAGGGUCUAAGGAAAGGGGACUUCCAGGCAUUGAGGAACAUUCAGUUGCAGGACUUUGCCAUUAAAACUUCAUCAAAUAUCAGUUACUAUGAACCGGGUAGUCUGAAGGUAAUCCAGACAGGUAGAAUGGGGUUUGACAUGGCCAUAGAUCAGAAGCCGAAUUUCCUUCCUUUGAUUCUACGAGACUUGGCCAACAAGACUUUCAGUCUCAUCCAAUUCAGGAACCUCUUUGAGUUCAUGUAUUACUUGGGAGAUGAGGAUAUUUUCAGAGGCUUGCAAGACAUCAAAGUAGAUUCGCUCAUCUUUCACCGUGGAAAAUUCAAUGAGAACCUUAUGAGGAUGGCUCUGUUUAAUCUACAGGUCACCCCCCUUAAACGUCUGACACUUCAAUACAUUGACUUUGCUCGCUCGCCCAACUUUCUGGAUAAUGGCUUGGGAUCCAGUAUCAAAGACCUUGCACUGAGUAGACUAAAUUUGUGGCACAUCAGUAAUCCAGACAUUUUGCGAUUUGACUGGCGCUUCACAUGGUUCAACAAAGUCCGACUGCUGUCCAUUCAGAAUGUCAACUUCAACUCUGUGCCUUGCGAUGCCUGGCUUAAUAUGGAAGACAUGGAGGUUUUGGACAUCUCAAACAACCGCCUGCAGGACAACAUCCUCUUCAACCAGAGAUGCGACUACAGGGGCACCAUGCCGGCUCUUCGUUCCUUCAAUGUCAGCACCAACCAACUGACCAGCCUUCAGGACUUAGCCUCCCUGACAAGGGAGUUCAAACAGUUGAAGGUCCUGGAUGUCAGCCACAACAUGCUGGGUUCUGCUGAGAAGAGUCGCAACUGUAACUGGAUGCAGAACAUCACCCAGGUGAUCGCUCACCACAACCGAUUCGAAAGUGGUGUCCUCCAGUGUCUGCCCACCACAGUACAAUUCCUGGACCUCUCGUACUGUGACCUGGACCAGCUGGACAUGGCCUACUUCCAACAAACCAUCAGCCUCAAGGAGCUCCUGCUCAAUGGGAACAAGAUCAAGUUCAUCCCCUCUGGGUGGAGAAGUCGCUCCUUGCAGUCACUGGCUCUGGAUGGGAACUCCUUUGGGCUCAUCAGCAUGGGCUCCUUCCAGGACAUGCCCCAUCUGUCUCGACUGACGGCGGGAAACAACCCAUUCCACUGCACCUGCGACCUCCAUGCCUUCAUCCAGGACACAAUUUCCAAGGGGAAAGUCAACAUCACUGACUGGCCAGAGAACUACAAGUGUUACCAUCCAGAGGCCCUGCUCAAUACCGCUGUGGCAAAUUUCUUCCCGGGUCACGUGGCCUGCGAUAUCAGACUGGUCAUCAUCAUCUGUGUGGCUACUACUGCAGCUGUGGUUUUAGUGUUGAUGCUUAUAUGCUACAUAUUCAAUGUUCCCUGGUACAUCAAAGCCACAUAUCAGAUCCUCAGAGCCAAAUACAGGGCUCAUCAGGAAGGAGCAUCUGGAAAAUCACAGAUCUAUGUUUACCAUGCCUUUAUCUCCUACAGCCACCCAGAUGCAGACUGGGUCAGGGACCAGUUGUUGCCCUGCUUGGAGAACAGCAAGCCCCCCUACCGACUCUGUAUCCAUGAGAGAGACUUCAUGCCAGGAAAGUGGAUCAUCGACAACAUCAUUGAAAAUAUUGAGAGCAGCGAAAAGGUCAUAUUUGUGUUGUCACACCACUUUGUGAACAGCGAUUGGUGCAACUACGAGCUCUACUUUGCCCAGCAAAGAGCCAUCGGCAAGACCUUCAGCGAUGUUAUUCUGGUGGUGAAAGAGCCCAUCGACCCUGAAUCUCUGCCCAGCAAGUAUUGUAAGCUCAAGAAGAUGCUGUACACCAAAACGUACCUAGAGUGGCCCCAGCAAGCCAAGCAGCAGACCUUCUUCUGGGCUCAACUUAGGAGCUGCCUGGGCAAGCCCACAGUGACUAAAGAGCAGGCUCUUAGUGGUAGGAGCAGCAGUGUAUCCUCAGUGGGUGCUGUGCCUGUGAUAGAGCUCCCUCUAGAGGAUGGGAAACCAGCGAUAGCUAUGCCAAAUUUAGACAGAGAAGCAGAGCUCCACAAAGUAGUUCCUCAGGAGAUCGAAAAUCUUUCAGUGAGAAGUGCAGAGUUUUAUGGGCAAAGACCAAUCCAUGUAGCCGUGGCAUCAGACAAAAUAAGCCAAGCAUGUAGCUUGUAAUGUGUAUAGUGUCCCAAGACCAAUCUCUCUCUGAAGUGCUGAGCUUGAGUGACUUCUUGACCAUGCUGUGGCAGAUAAUGUGUUUUCCAAGCUGCUGGUAGCAUUAGCAAGUGUUUCAUAAUGAUGACAGUGAAUAACAUGAUCUGUCUGCUACCCACCCUUCUGACAUGUACAGUGCUUACUCCCCCUUGAACUCUUUACAUUUUGUUGUGUUACAAAGUGGGAUUGAAAUAGAUUACAUUUUUGUGUCAUUGAUCGACACAAAAUACUCCAUAAUGUCAAAGAGAAAAAAAAUAAUAAUAACAGAAGUAUAAGUAUUAAUUUAUAAGCACAAGUAUUCAGAAGUAAAAAUUGGCUGAACAAAUCACAUAAUUUAUACAUUUUUAAACCUUUAUUUAACUAGGAAAGUCAGUUAAGUACAAAUUCUUAUUUUCAAUGAUGGCCUAGUAACAGCAGGUUAACUGCCUUGUUCAGGGGCAGAACGACAGAUUUAUACCUUGUCAGCUCGGGGAUUCGAUCUUGCAACCUUUAACCACUAGGCUACCUGCCGCCCCAUGGACUCACUCUGUGUGAAAUAAUAGGGGUUGAUGGUAUUUCUGAAUGACUACCCUUUCCUCUGUAAGGUCCCUCAGUCAAGUAUUGAAUUUCAAGCACAGAUUGGAACACACUUUUUGGACUAAAUGCAAAGCCUUACACAUAAUGUAUGCCAUUUAGCAGACACUUUUAUCCAAAGCAAAUUACAUUUUGUGUGCACAUACACAUGCCAUGUAGAAUCGUCUCUGCCAUGUCAAAAGGCACGCAAGCCACAAAUCUCAUAACAAAAUGGAACCAGUGGGGACUGCAUGUUAAAUGACAGUUGUUUAGAAUGAAAAAUGUAGCUUAUGCAAUGUAUUCAUGUCCAGUAAUAUUGAGAAAAAUGUGAUGGUCCAAAUAUUGAAAACAAUAUAAAUACAAUAAUGAAAUAUAGUUUCCUAAAUAUUUUUUACUUUUCUAUACUCUAUACAUGCUUUAAUGUACAUGUGAAUGUUAUUGUUAAUGUGAAUGGAAUUGACUAAUUAAGUAAAUAACAAAUGAGUUCAUUGCUUAUCAUAACAUUGCUUGCCUAAAGCAAAUUAAUUCAUGCCAAUACCUCUAAUAAAACAGUGUCGUUUUGACUGUUGAGUGGGUAUUUAGAAAUAGGGAUGUGUUAGAAUGCAGUGUAAUUCUGUUUUACAAUAAAUAUCAGUGUGAAGGGCUGCUUUGUGAAACCUGGCAAUAUAUACAACUGACCAAUAGAUGACACCCUUUUACAUUUUCUGGAAGUCACUUUGUGUGUGUGUGUGUGUGUGUGUGUGUGUGUGUGUGUCUUGAGGAAGAGAUCAGACUUAUAUCACAGAAACUGGCAGAUGUCAGACAUGAUAUAACAAACAGCAUCUGCCUGUAGUUAUAUGCCCAGCAAGACAACAAACAUACUUUUAUUGUAUCAAGUGUUUGUUUUAUGCAACAGAAUAGAGUAUUCUUAACUUAUGUGUGUGUGUUCUACUGAGGAUGAUCCUCUGGGAGAUAACACUGACAGGAGAUUUACAAUGUCUUUUGGGUGGUAAAACCUAAAGAGCAUUCCAGAGCAUGAGUUAAUGUUUCUGUUCUAUAUGGUACCAGGGAGAGAUGGUUCCAGUUUGGAGUCGGAGGGACAGACACUGGUCUCUAUACAAUGAAAACUGUUGACACAGCAGAUACUGUCUGCUAUAGGUAUCUUUCAUACAGAUCUUAACCUUGUGACCCAGUCUAUAUAUCUGUUGUUCGUCAUGUAGGUUGAAAGGGGUGUAUCUUGGCUAUAAAAUACCUUUGUACUUUUGUCUCAGGGCUCUCAACGAAUCAUUUGAUCGUGAAUCGUCGACCAGCCAUCAUUAUUGUAGAGCACUCAAUUGAUUCACUUUAUAUGUGUGCGUUGUAUUGACCUGUCCCCUUAUUAAUAAGUGAUUCAAUAUUUAGUUUAAGUACAACUCUGACUUGUGUGAUAAGUUUGUCUUUCCUCAUUUGAUAGUAAAAAAAAAAAUGAAC
Molecule: messenger RNA, 4831 nt
Organism: Oncorhynchus masou masou (cherry salmon)
Lineage: Eukaryota; Metazoa; Chordata; Actinopteri; Salmoniformes; Salmonidae
Gene: tlr18
Product: toll-like receptor 18
Exons: 4
Coding region: 95-2791 (898 amino acids)
Biological process (GO): immune response; toll-like receptor signaling pathway; inflammatory response
Cellular component (GO): plasma membrane
Molecular function (GO): protein binding; transmembrane signaling receptor activity
Source: RefSeq, a predicted model, not a curated record